CUAUAUAAAAUUGAAGGUCCAGGUCCAGCGGGGCUAUAUUCUUCGCAUUUCAAAACCAGAGAAAAUCGCGCGGGCAUCAAUAAGUACUCUUUUUCUAGUCUUCCAUAUUUUCUCUACAUCCAAACACAUCCCCUUCAUCCUUAUCGAUCGUUCACUUUCCUUCCAUUCACACGGCAAAUAGCAACUCCGCUAAUCUUAUUGGCUGCUCCUUGAUAAUUCACACAAAUUCUAAGGAUUUUGUCCUUUUUUUGGUUUUUGGUUGGGGGGUUUGAGAAGGAGGGGAUGAUGGAUGAUAGUGUUUGAGGAGGGAGGCUCUUUGUGUCUUCUGGUUAGUUUUGAGGUUUCAAAUGGAUUCGGCGAGGAGUUGGCUUCAGAAGUUACAGCCACGAGACAAGUUGAGGACUUCUUCUAGGAAGAAGAAUAAUACGUCUGAUGAUUGUAAAGAUGACGCAAAAUCUACAGAUGAUGAGGAAGCUCUUUCCAAUACCACCAAGCAGAAAGUUGCUGCAGCCAAGCAGUAUAUUGAGAACCAUUACAAGGAACAAAUGAAGAAUCUACAGGAGAGGAAGGAGCGACGAACCAUACUGGAAAAGAAGUUGGCUGAUGCUGAUGUGUCUGAGGAAGAUCAGAACAACUUACUUAAGUUUUUGGAGAAGAAAGAAACUGAAUACAUGCGCCUGCAGAGGCAUAAAAUGGGUGUUGAUGACUUUGAAUUAUUGACAAUGAUCGGCAAGGGUGCAUUUGGGGAGGUUAGAGUUUGUAGAGAAAAGACAACUGGCCAUGUGUAUGCCAUGAAAAAACUUAAGAAAUCAGAGAUGCUUCGCAGAGGCCAGGUUGAGCAUGUCAGAGCUGAAAGGAAUCUACUAGCAGAGGUUGACAGCAAUUGUAUUGUGAAACUAUAUUGCUCUUUUCAAGAUGAAGAAUUUCUGUAUCUUAUCAUGGAAUAUCUUCCUGGUGGGGAUAUGAUGACUUUACUUAUGAGAAAAGAUACAUUGACAGAAGAUGAAGCUAGAUUUUAUGUAGCGGAAACAGUAUUAGCUAUUGAAUCUAUCCACAAACACAAUUACAUUCACAGGGAUAUCAAGCCUGACAACUUGCUGCUUGAUAGAUAUGGACACUUGAGGCUAUCUGAUUUUGGACUGUGUAAACCAUUAGACUGCAGCACCAUCCAAGAAGGGGAUUUUUCAGUAGUGAACAAUCCUGUUAAUGGGAGUGGACAGAAUGAAGAAAGGCCAGCAGCUCCAAAGCGCACACAACAGGAGCAACUACAACAUUGGCAGAAGAACAGAAGGAUGCUUGCUUAUUCCACUGUUGGUACGCCUGACUAUAUUGCUCCAGAAGUACUGCUGAAGAAAGGUUAUGCGAUGGAAUGUGAUUGGUGGUCACUUGGUGCUAUUAUGUAUGAAAUGCUUGUGGGAUACCCACCUUUUUAUUCAGAUGAUCCUAUGUCAACCUGUAGGAAGAUAGUAAAUUGGAGGACUCAUUUAAAAUUUCCGGAAGAAGCAAAACUAUCUCCAGAGGCAAAAGAUGUUAUUAGCAAACUCUUGUGCAACGUUAACCAGAGAUUGGGAUCAAAAGGCGCAGAUGAAAUAAAGGAUCAUCCAUUUUUUAAUGGUACUGAAUGGGAUAAGCUUUAUCGGAUGGAAGCUGCAUUUAUCCCUGAGGUCAAGGAUGAGCUGGAUACUCAAAAUUUUGAAAAGUUUGAAGAGGCUGAGAACCAGUCUCAAACUACCACAAAAACUGGUCCAUGGAGAAAGAUGCUCUCAUCUAAAGAUAUCAAUUUUGUGGGCUACACAUACAAGAACUUUGAAAUUGUGAAUGAUUAUCAAGUGCCUGGAAUGGCUGACUUGAAGAAGAAAAACACCAAACCAAAGAGGCCGUCAGUGAAGUCGCUUUUUGAUACAGAGUCGGAGACAUCGGAAUCAUCAGAUACUACUAGUGAACAAUCUGUUCAAGGGAGUUUUCUGAAUCUCUUGCCUCCCCAACUAGAAGUAUCUGAAAAGCAGAAGGAUUCCAUCUAACCCUGCCAAUCUCUUUAUACCGUCUAAGGAGGAGCUCUGUCCGAUUAACCAUCUGAAAUUUGACGUCCAAUUAUUAAAAUUAUCAUUCUUAAUGCUUCUCCUCGCAUUUUGAUACGUGGCUCUACUGACAGUUGCGCAGAGUUUGGAAUGCCCAAUCUUUUAGGAAGUGCUGGGUUUUGAAGCAGCAACUUAGAUUUCACACGGCUGGGGAAAUGGUUCUGUAAGUUUUCUGGUUUAUAAAGAUGAAAACGAGACAGGACAAGGCAGUAGAUAACUAAUUCAUUUACAGUCGGAAUGUAAUAUAUUUAUUUUCUUUACCGCUGGCUACAAAAUGUUGUACAAAAUACACUCCUUUUAACUCAUACCAUCCACUUAGUU
Manihot esculenta (cassava) is the source of this 2399-nucleotide messenger RNA. RefSeq names its product serine/threonine-protein kinase 38-like. The record is from RefSeq and is a predicted model, not a curated record. The transcript is spliced from 14 exons. Lineage: Eukaryota; Viridiplantae; Streptophyta; Magnoliopsida; Malpighiales; Euphorbiaceae. Gene Ontology annotation, biological process: peptidyl-serine phosphorylation; intracellular signal transduction. Bases 348 to 2021 code for a protein of 557 amino acids. Gene Ontology annotation, molecular function: ATP binding; protein serine/threonine kinase activity.